AUGAAGACAUUAUCCAGGCCAGAUAUCAUCCUGAGAGACGAAAAACGCAAGACAAUGACAAAAGCAUAUAUGGCUGUUGCCUACGAGGACUACAAGAAGAACUCACUUGGCACAGUCCGCAUCGACAAAGAAGAGAAGUACCAAAUCUUCAAGACACACUAUGGAAAGCGGGACUAUCGGAAGACCGUGGAGACACUAGUCUACGGAUCCUUAGGCGUCAUUGCACAGGAGAAGAAAAAGGUGCUUUCACAGGAGCAUGGCAUCAGCGAAGAAUAG
Messenger RNA from Eimeria acervulina, 276 nucleotides. RefSeq lists its product as hypothetical. Lineage: Eukaryota; Apicomplexa; Conoidasida; Eucoccidiorida; Eimeriidae. The record is from RefSeq and is a predicted model, not a curated record. The transcript has a single exon. Bases 1 to 276 code for a protein of 91 amino acids.